This is a messenger RNA of Penicillium hordei, 606 nucleotides long. RefSeq lists its product as uncharacterized. NCBI's taxonomy places the organism in Eukaryota, Fungi, Ascomycota, Eurotiomycetes, Eurotiales, Aspergillaceae. The coding region runs from base 1 to 606 and encodes 201 amino acids. The transcript has a single exon. The record is from RefSeq and is a predicted model, not a curated record.
AUGUUGCCCCCGUCAGACUCUUUGCGGCACCACCUAAAUAAGCUCGCCGAAGUCCGGGCUAAUCGCAAUACUUCUAUAUCUACAUCCACACCUACCUCUACUUCCACCCCAGGCACUGCCCCACCUCCAUACACUUUAUCUGUCACCAGACCUAGUGGCACAACCGUCAUGAGCGUCGACCAGAACGACAUGGAUGACCCGUGGGCCUCCCCAAUCAAUAUUUACAUCGACAACUCAAUCACCGUUACUGGUGAUGAAAACACCAUCCUGGUGUCGUCUGGGGCUGACUCUCCGACUGAUCCAACUCACCAGGGUGCCCAGGGAUCUCCUCGCCUGAGCUCCAUAGCCGCUGUCAUCAUCGCUGCGCUGAACCGCGCAAAUGCCCUUCACGAUGAUAUGGGCUACCCUCGACCCAUCAACAUUCGCGCUCUCGCGGGAAUUCGGGUAAAUGGCCAAAAUAACAACAUUUGCGUAGGAGGCGAGGUUCAGAAGUCUCAGAAUGAGACUGCCAACGGCAGGGCUGAAGAAAGGAAUAGACGCAAGCGUCGUGCUAGCUCGGUUCGUACUCUACUUCGUCAAAAAAUCUUCAAGAAGCUUAAUUACUGA